AUGGCGCCGUAAAGACUGUUGUUGUGCCAUCGUUCCUCUAACCUCGCCCCAGCCCCCACUAUUAGACGGAGCUACAGGUCCGCAACCUUAUGGUGGGAUGAGACCAGUGUUGAGGCAUCAUGUUGAAAUCUACUGGUUUCUUCCGCGGCAUUGACUGUCCGUUUUACAGCGAGGGCAACGGCGGACGUAAUGGGUGUAACAGACCCUUCUGUCACUUCAGACACUGCCGGCAGAGAGGAGUUUCCUACGGAGCCGAUGUUAAAAAAGCAUAUUCUGCACAGAAAGAAGGUUAUGACCCUUUCAACCCCGAGGUUGUGAGGCCUCAAGAGAAGCAGAAUGGCCGACUGGAGGCUUCAGAUGACAUCAGUGGUGCUCUGGAGCAGGUCAACAAAGCCAUUGAAGAGGUGCAAAACCAGGUGGAAAGAGACAAGAGGAAGCUAUCUUAUGUCGGGAAUGAACCGUAUGAUCCGAGUGAAAAACCUUCGUCGUCCUUUGGCUUUGCUAAAGCACAAACAGUAGCAGGAGCAACAACACAUUCUGAAUAUGACCCUGGAAGUUAUCAGAUAACAUCUGAAAUUUUUAGUCCCAUUCCAGGGUGGAGCAAAUAUACUCUGUAUUCAGACAACCAGGACAGCGGCAGCGACUCCAUGGAGUAUAUUCCUACUUCUUUAAAAAAGCCUUCAUCUCGGACUCCAUACACGAGUCCGCCUGUAAAUCCCAAAUAUUCGUCAAACUGCAAAUACACCCUGGACAUUUCCAAGCCGUCCACAGAUAUGGAGUAUGAUCCACUUUCCAACUUUUCUGCGGGAAUAAAGAGCAAGGAUGUUGAAAAGGAAUGUGCUGUGGGCAGAGACAGGACUCAACGAGCACCCAGGAUUUCAGAUGAUGAGUAUGUGCCUGCUGUAAAGAAGCUACGACAGGGUAGUAUAGACACCAGUAACACAUACACUAUUUCCGACUCGGAUGAUGAAAACUCUGGAUCUGAGUAUCGACCUACGUCACUGAGUUCUCUGAAGCAGAGGAAAAGCAAAAAUGGCUCACCUGUCGAUAUGGCACGGAGGGAAACUAAUGAAAGGACUAAAGAGACGUUGAAAGCGUCAUCACUGAACAAUGUAGUUGAUUUAACACUGGACUCAGAAAGUGUAGAGGACAGUAAAGCAAGAAAGAAAGUGGAAAAAAAGAAGCUGGAUAGAGAAUCAAGUCCUCUAAAAAUUGGCGCACCAGAAAAGGUGAAACGACUGGAGAAGAAAAGUGAAAAAAAAACAUUUCCUGUUAAGUUAAGCAGUAACAAAAAGGCUUCUAAAGGGUCAUUAAAGGUCUUGUCUCCAGAUGUGAAAAAGAAAGACAGGAUCAUUAUUCAGAAGGAUGAAAGGAAAGUGAUUAAAUUGACUGAUAAAGACCCUUCUGAGAGAAAGAGAAGUCAUGCCGAGGUGAAAUCUAAUGAUUUGUCAAAAACCUGUUCUAAAAAGAGAGAUAGGGGUGUCGAAAAUGACACAAAGGAAAGGAAGAAACUCAUGACCUCAGGCAUGGAAAAGAUGAUCAGAAAUAAAGACAAACAUAAAAGAAACGGUAUACAUGACAUGAACAGAAAGGACAAGGGAGCUGGUAAAAGCAAUUCAGAAGUCUGCUCAUCAAAUAUAAACAAACGUUCUAGCAAGGACAUUAAUCACGCUCCCAGUCAUGUGGAUUUGUUUGGGGACGACAGUGCAGACGAGGCUGAGCCCAUUGAGGUGGACGAUGAGUCGGAAGAGGAGCUGGUGAGGAAGUCCGCUGAUGCUUUGAAGAGAAAGAGGUGGCUGAUGAAGAAAGUGUUGCAGCGGUCCACCUCGGAGGACGAAAGAGCCACAGCCAGUUCAGAUAACGUGAACAGCGACAAAAUAGACUGUUCUAUCUUUAAGGAUGAUUUGGACUUUGAGUCUGAAUCGUUGGAGGAGUGCUUACGGAUCUUCAAUGAGUCUACAGAGGUGAAGACAGAAGACAAGGGAAGACAAGCAAAGCAGCCCUUGAAAGAUUCAGAGGAGGUGAGGGGAGCGGAUCACACUUUAAACACUUCCAGUCAGAAGAAGAGAGUCUCCCAUUUUGCUGCCAAAGGAAGUGUGGAAAAUGAGUCGGAAGAGGAGCUGGUGAGGAAGUCCGCUGAUGCUUUGAAGAGAAAGAGGUGGCUGAUGAAGAAAGUGUUGCAGCGGUCCACCUCGGAGGACGAAAGAGCCACAGCCAGUUCAGAUAACGUGAACAGCGACGAAAUAGACUGUUCUAUCUUUAAGGAUGAUUUUGACUUUGAGUCUGACCCGUUGGAGGAGUGUUUACGGAUCUUCAACGAGUCUAAAGAGGUGAAGACGGAAGACAAGGGAAGACAAGCAAAGCAGCCCUUGAAAGAUUCAGAGGAGGUGAGGGGAGCGGAUCACACAUUAAACACUUCCAGUCAGAAGAAGAGAGUCUCCCAUUUUGCUGCCAAAGGAAGUACUGAGGCAACCAGUAAGGCGGUGAUGCGCCCGCACCGGACCCCCACAGCCCAGGAGGUUUGCUACCAGCGGAUGCAGAUGGCACAGGAGCAAGCAGCUCAGCUGUCUGCUGCAGUCAAGUCUUCCUCGUUGAGCUCCUCCAGCUUUGGAUCUUUUGGAGAGAGGAAGCGGAUCGCACACCUUCCUAGUCCACUGCUGGCCUCCUCCAAAACACGACCCGUUGAUGGAAAACAAGCUGGGGAUCGGGUUUUAUCCCCCUGUCAGAAACAGCCUACAGUGAGGACCCAAACCACUGCUGGGAUCCUUUCCAAGACUGUGUCCACCACUCCACAGAAAAGAGUGGCUCACACUCCCACCUUGAAGAGUGCUUCGAUGAAGCGACCCAUCAUUCCUGUGGAGUUCGGAGCCAAAGUAUCCACCAUCAUUCGCCAGCGAUACCUCAACACUUUCAUUGAUGAGUGUGUCAAGUUUUGUACGUCAGAGCACGAGGCUUUCCAGAUGGGUCUUGAUGAGGAGAAGAUGGUGUACGACCGAAGUAGCAGUAAAAACAUCUACCUCAACCUGGCAGUCAACACACUGAAGAAGCUGCGCAGCAAGAGCAGCUCCUCUUCCUCACUUGGCAACAGGGAGAGUGGAGCAGUGAAGAGGGUUCAGUCCCAUGAAGGUGUCCUUGGAGGUCGUCUGGCGGCGACUACGAGCUUCACUGUCAACAGGAUGGGCAAGAAGCAGGAAGAAAAGCUCACAGGAACAUCUCUGUACUACAAGAUGAAGACGUACCUGAUGACAGAGGAGCAACUGCAGGAGCACGGCUACCCCAGGGUCAACCCUGCGGCUGCUGGGAAGGCCAUUAUAUUCAGCCAAUCAGAGAAAAAGAUCAGCAGUGACCCCCUCACCAAGAUUUGUUGUCGAUGCGGCACAGAGUAUAAAAUCAACCACAAAGGCAACUGUGUCCGGAUAGAAGAGUGUUCUUUUCACUGGGGACGUCUGCGUAGACACCGAGUUCCUGGAGGUUGGGAGACCAGCUACAGCUGCUGCUCUGGAGCUGUGGGUUCUCCGGGAUGUCAAGUCUCCAAGCAACAUGUUCAAGACGGCCGUGAAGAGUCGCUCGAUGGCUACGUGACGACGUUCAGCAAACCUGUUUCUCCAGAUGGAAAUGGCGGCGUGUUUGCUCUGGACUGUGAAAUGUGUUAUACCAAACAAGGCCUAGAACUAACACGAGUCACCGUGAUCGACUCAAACCUGAAGGUCAUUUACGACACGUUUGUCAAACCACAGAGUCCGGUGGUGGACUACAACACACGAUUCUCUGGUGUGACAGAGGAAGAUCUGGAGAGCGUCACAAUCACUCUGAGAGAUGUUCAGGCAGUGUUGCUCAGCAUGUUCAGCGCAGAGUCCAUCCUUCUUGGACACAGUCUGGAGAGUGACUUCCUGGCCCUUAAGCUCAUUCACAGUUCUGUGGUUGACACGUCCAUUGUGUUUCCUCACCGCCUAGGCCUGCCUUACAAACGUGCGCUGAGGAAUCUAAUGGCAGAGCAUCUUAAACGCAUCAUACAGGAUAGCGUUGACGGCCACGACUCCAGUGAAGACGCAUGUGCUUGCAUGGAGCUGAUGAUUUGGAAAAUAAAAGAGGAUGCCAAACUCAAAAGAUGACCUGUGAACUCCAGAUGACAAUCUGUUAUAUUUACUUGAAGUCCUUGAGUGUCGGUCAUGCAGAGCAGGACUACAGCUUUCAGUUGGUGCUGUCAGAAAAGAAAGAUUUUGUGUUGUCACUUUCUGCUGCUGUUGAAGCACUUGAGAGGCUCAAUGAUUGUUUCUCUUUAUUUCAUAAAAUGCACAUAAACUCAUAUACGUUUAGGUUAUGUAUACUUGAGCUGCUGCUCUUCAUUUAUGUCUUCACCUACUUAAUAUGUACUAGAGACUCUCUGUGCAGCCCUUUGUUGGAGAAGAUGCAGCAAGUUCAUGUCAGUCACACAGAAGUUUUAACAAUUGCACUGGACGGUAGUAACCACCUUGGAGUGUAUUGAAUCGUCGUAGGUUCUGUAUCUCAACUGUCACGUGCUAGUUGUAAUGGUUAAUAAAAAGUUUCACGACACUUAAACAAAGCUUGCAUAGAACUGUGGAAUGUUGCUGCUGUUGAUUCACUCUUUAUGCAGUUCUCUUUUGUAUCAGUGUUUUUUUUUUUAUUGAACUAAUUGUGAACCAUAACGUCACAGUCUGUCUCCAUGUACUUUUUUGCGUAAAACUCCAGACCCAUCUGUGCCCUCUGGCUCAGCUUGCACUAAGCCAUCAACUCUGGAGCCUGUCCACUAUUAUCAGUAGAUAUUCCAAGUUUUCUAAUUGAAUUAGGAUUGCUUCUACCACUUGAUGGCGUCCUUGGUUGAUGCGAACUGAACUGAACUUAUUCCUCCUACAAUAACGGAUGUGAGAAAGUCAUCUCUAGUGUUAGUCGAGGUUGGAAGAUGGCCGCAUCAGUGGUUGGGAGUUGAAAUUCCUCAGCUAUCUUGAUCAGUGGUUCUCAUCUGGUCUGGCUUUUCGGACCCACCAACACUAUGUGUAUGACAACAUGCGGCCCAAAAUAAUAUAAAAAAACAAUGUUUGUAUUUAAGAUAUUAAGAUAGACUUGUUACGUGUAACAAGUCUAUAAUAUCAUGACGUAAUUAAAUGUAUUUCUUUUAUCUCAUUUUGUAUCAUUUUGGUAGUUUAACUUUGUUCUGCCCUGUCUCAAUAUAUCCCUGCCCUGGCCUCUUAGGAAAUACAUUUGCCCACCCCAAUCCUAUCCAUCCUGUUCAGGUUUUCAGUACCUCAGUGUUCCAUGUCUAGAAAAUGACCCCCACUACAACUUUAAACUGCAUUGUUCCCUGCACAUUGUAUUGUUUAAAACAGGUUUGAAAUGUAGUAGUGGAACUGGUUAUAUACAGUAUGAGUGUGAUCAGUUAUGUCAUGAUAUAUAGUUCUGAGAGACAGCUGUGCUAUGGUUAAAUAAAAACUUCAGAUACACUUUUGAUAACAAUUUCAGUUUGUCAUUGUUGAAUGAAAUUGCACCAAUACAUGUAUACUCUCCAGAAAACUACGGUGGCUGAGAAGUGUAAAUCGCAUUUACAAAUUUUUUUUGCAAACAAACCCUGGGAUUGG
Synchiropus splendidus (mandarinfish) is the source of this 5594-nucleotide messenger RNA. RefSeq names its product REX1, RNA exonuclease 1 homolog (gene rexo1). Bases 120 to 4112 code for a protein of 1330 amino acids. Gene Ontology annotation, molecular function: nucleic acid binding; exonuclease activity. Gene Ontology annotation, cellular component: nucleus. Lineage: Eukaryota; Metazoa; Chordata; Actinopteri; Syngnathiformes; Callionymidae. The record is from RefSeq and is a predicted model, not a curated record. The transcript has 18 exons.